This is a messenger RNA of Hibiscus syriacus, 1000 nucleotides long. RefSeq names its product 2Fe-2S ferredoxin-like. The record is from RefSeq and is a predicted model, not a curated record. Gene Ontology annotation, cellular component: mitochondrion. NCBI's taxonomy places the organism in Eukaryota, Viridiplantae, Streptophyta, Magnoliopsida, Malvales, Malvaceae. Bases 220 to 819 code for a protein of 199 amino acids. Gene Ontology annotation, biological process: P450-containing electron transport chain. The transcript has 8 exons. Gene Ontology annotation, molecular function: 2 iron, 2 sulfur cluster binding.
UGGUAUAGAGCACUCAUUCUUUCUUCUUUGUCUCUCUCGACGGCGCAUAUUAUUCAAAACAAAAUUGUUCGUCAAACUUCAGCAAAUUGCCUUCGCCGGCGGUGACUCUUUGCCGCCGAACCUAGUGGGCUUUCUCGGCUUAAAAAAUCCAGCGAAGCUCGCUGUUUCAUUUCUCUCUUUUAUCUCGUUACAAAAGGGCCUAUCUUAUCACUUCAAAUUAUGUUAAUUUCUAGGCUUUGUAGAGUUGGAUUUCGGGUUGCCCGAGAGCUAUCAAGAGGUGGAUGUACACAUACGUAUAGAACAAGAUAUUAUACACAAGGGCCUUGCAGGCAAUACCAGCAGUCUCUGCUUGAAUUCCUGCCAGAAAUUAGAGCCUUCCACGGUGCUGUAUUGCAAAAGUAUCAUGGUAUUUCUACCUCGGCUUCUGACGGUGCUUCUGCAGGAGGGGAUGAAGAGAAAGAAGAGAUAUCUGUCACAUUUGUUUCAAAGGAUGGAGAAGAUAUCCCCAUACGAGUGCCUAUUGGAAUAUCUAUGCUGGAAGCAGCUCAUGAAAACGAUAUAGAGCUCGAAGGAGCAUGUGAGGGUUCACUUGCUUGUUCAACAUGUCAUGUCAUAGUGAUGGACAUGGAGUACUAUAAUAAAUUAGAAGAUCCAGUUGAUGAGGAGAAUGACAUGUUGGACCUGGCCUUUGGGCUUACAGAAACAUCUCGUCUGGGAUGUCAAAUAGUUGCAAGUUCGGAACUCGAUGGAAUUCGUUUAGCAAUCCCUGCUGCCACUCGGAACUUUGCGGUUGAUGGGUAUGUUGCAAAACCACAUUAGACUUGAUUUAUACAACAGCUAACUCUAUUUAAAUGAGCAUAAUAAAGGAUCCAAUCCUCCAUUUUUGUAGCUCUCAGUAUCGUAUUUGAAUCUAAGAGCAUGGAUCAUGCUCAAAUGAUUAUUUUUUUGUUUUCGAUCAUUACUUACUAAACUCCCAAUAAUCCCUUGUGACGUUGAUUCU